Messenger RNA from Homo sapiens (human), 2471 nucleotides. It is a transcript of the gene CSAG2, whose product is annotated as CSAG family member 2. The transcript is spliced from 3 exons. NCBI's taxonomy places the organism in Eukaryota, Metazoa, Chordata, Mammalia, Primates, Hominidae. The record is from RefSeq and is a predicted model, not a curated record. The coding region runs from base 1778 to 2161 and encodes 127 amino acids.
CGGGCCCGUGACUUCCCUGGGUUCACGGCAAGGGUGGAACCGGAUUCUGCCCGGAUGGGGAUCUGGAUGGGGGGGUGGGGGUAAGCAUGAAGAUGGUGUUGGUGUAGGGGUAGGGAUUGGGACGGGGAUCCUGAGGCUGUAGAUCCUGGUGGGGUCGGGGGAGUUGGGGGUGGGAGGGGCCUUUGGUCAUCCCUCAAGGUCCUGACUUGGAUGCCAGACUGAGCCUGGACCGCCAUCCUCUGCCGAUUGUGUCUGCUCCCCUCAGACCAAGUCUCUGACUCUGAGUCGGCCCGAAGUGGCAUUGGGGGGAGGGGUGUGCUCGGGGUGAGAUCAUUGCCAGUGUGUACCAGGGCUGACAAGAGGGGCUGAGCUGGAUUCUGUGGUCCCACUAUGUGGGUGAGGGUGGAUCCUCAGUCCUCACUCAGGAGGGUCCUCUUCCUCACUCCUGGCUGUUUGAUGAAGGAAUGGGUGGGAGAUGCUCUGUUUCUGUCACCUCUGAGCAUCUGCGCAUCUGCGCAUCUGCACCCCUUGUAGAGAAUGGCUGCGGGUGCCAGGCCAGGUGCUCCCUGCAGGGCAGGAGCUCCCGCGAUGAUAGUGACCUCUGGGAGAAGACGCACACCUUCCCACGGGGGCUCCUCCCCAGCCAGAGCUACACUUGGCAAACCUUUGGUCCUAAAUGAUUUAUUCUCUGAAUUGAAGAAAUACGGUUUACAUAUCUUCUAAGUAUAUAUGUAGGUAGCAAUAUAUAUAUUUAUUUCUAUGAACUAACACCUACCCUUAGUAUGCAUGAUUCACUCUGAUAUCCUAGUCUACUUCCAUUCCAGUCUUUGUGUUCUGUUGAAAGAAUUUUUUUAAAAAACAUAAUUCCUCUCCCACUCUGUUGGUUUCAGGUUGUUAUUAGCAGAACUCUGGAGCCAUGCUGCCUUAACAAACCCAAUUUUCCUGGUGGACACUGCUAUUACCUAGGGCUCUUGGCAUCGUGUUUUCAGGGGCUGCCUCAGAUUGUGCAAUGAAGUGAAGUGGAAAAUUCAAAACUUUUAUUCUACCCAUUCUUUCAUCUGCCGUCUAGGCAGGCUACAAACCUCCCCAACAUCUCUGCCGCUAACCCCCUCCAACAGACACUGCAAGUGUCACACACAAGUACCAGCUCAACACAGUCUCCAGUCUCACUCUGGGCUUUCCCUGUUUUGUUGUGUAGAUUUUCUUGCUGAUACUGGUGUUUUACUUUCUGUUUCCAUUCUAUAAAUUUACAGGGUUGAUUUGGGAAGCAGAGCACAGCAGCCCAAAUUUGCUUGUAAUGUCGGCGGCUACAGAGGAAAGGCCAAGAAUGGACAGAUUAAUAAAGGGCCAUCUACAAGCCACGAAUAAGGCCAUCACCAGAAGCCAACCCCGCCAGUCCUUGAUCUAGGACUUCCAGACUUCAAAACUGUGAGAAAAAAAAUAAAUUUCUGUUGUUUUAGCUACUCACUCAAUGGCAUUUUGUUAUGGCAGCCUGAGCUGACUUAAGACAUAACUUCAGGUGACACAAUUUUUUUUUUGUUUCCUCCUAGAAAAAAAAAAAGUAAUUUUGACAUUUAAAGUCUGUAGUUCAUUUUGAGUUACAUUUCUGUAUGGUGCAAGAUAUGUGCAAUGGCUAGUACUAUGUGUCAACUUGUCUAGGCUAUACUGCUCAGCUGUGUGGUCAAACAGUAGUCUAGAUGUUGCUGUGAAGGUAUUUUGUAGAUGUGAUCAACAUUUACAAUCAGUUGAUUUUAAGUAAAGCAGUUUAACUUCCAUAAUGUGGAUGGGCCUCAUCCAAUUAGUUGAAGGUGUUAAGAGAAAAGACCAAGGUUUCCUGGAAAAGGAAUUCUACCACAAGACUAACAUAAAAAUGCGCUGUGAGUUUCUAGCCUGCUGGCCUGCCUUCACUGUCCUGGGGGAGGCUUGGAGAGACCAGGUGGACUGGAGUAGACUGUUGAGAGACGCUGGUCUGGUGAAGAUGUCCAGGAAACCACGAGCCUCCAGCCCAUUGUCCAACAACCACCCACCAACACCAAAGAGGCGAGGAAGUGGAAGGCAUCCUCUCAACCCUGGCCCAGAAGCCCUAUCAAAGUUCCCAAGACAACCCGGAAGGGAAAAGGGACCCAUCAAGGAAGUUCCAGGAACAAAAGGCUCUCCCUAAAAGACCGCCGCUUCAAAAAAACCUGAGGAAUGGAGUGGGCCAACACUAUCCAGCCACUCUGACCAGCCGAACGAGGAACUCAAUCAAAAUGAGCCAUAGCGGGACCACAAGGGCAAGGAGACCACCACCUUCUCCAGUCUCUCUUCGGACAGCCAGUAAUUCCCGGGCAAGGCCAGAGACUUCAAGUCUAUCUGAAAAGUCUCCAGAGGUCUAACCCCAGAUAAAUAGCCAACAGGGUGUAGAGUACAUUUUACACCCCAAAGAGUGUGCCCCAUGGUGAUGAAAAUAAAGUGAACAUGUUGCAAAAUGA